This is a messenger RNA of Sorex araneus (European shrew), 999 nucleotides long. Its product is annotated as histone H2A type 3. Gene Ontology annotation, molecular function: DNA binding; structural constituent of chromatin; protein heterodimerization activity. The record is from RefSeq and is a predicted model, not a curated record. Lineage: Eukaryota; Metazoa; Chordata; Mammalia; Eulipotyphla; Soricidae. Bases 71 to 463 code for a protein of 130 amino acids. Gene Ontology annotation, cellular component: nucleosome. The transcript has a single exon.
CGGGGCCGCGGCGGCGCGGCGCUGUCUCGGCGCUGGUCCUGGGCGCGCGUGGCCCGCGGCUCGCGCCGGGAUGUCGGGCCGCGGCAAGCAGGGCGGCAAGGCGCGCGCCAAGGCCAAGUCGCGCUCGUCCCGCGCCGGCCUGCAGUUCCCCGUGGGCCGCGUGCACCGGCUGCUCCGCAAGGGCAACUACUCGGAGCGCGUGGGCGCCGGCGCGCCCGUGUACCUGGCGGCCGUGCUCGAGUACCUGACGGCCGAGAUCCUGGAGCUGGCGGGCAACGCGGCCCGCGACAACAAGAAGACGCGCAUCAUCCCGCGCCACCUGCAGCUGGCCAUCCGCAACGACGAGGAGCUCAACAAGCUGCUGGGCCGCGUGACCAUCGCGCAGGGCGGCGUGCUGCCCAACAUCCAGGCCGUGCUGCUGCCCAAGAAGACCGAGAGCCACCACAAGGCCAAGGGCAAGUGAGGCCGCCGCGCGCGCGCGCGCCCGCCCGGCCCCGCCGGGCCCAGAGACAUCAAAGGCUCUUUUCAGAGCCACCCCAGCCUCGAGAAAAGAGCCGCACGCGGGGCGCCCGUGGGUGCACGCAGUCAGGCGCGGGGAACCCACGUGUAUGAGGAGUCUGCCGCUGAUGAGCAGCACAGGGAGGUCCUGUCCUUCUAGUGUACUGAGUUCAAACGGUCAAGCUUUCUAAAGGUCCGGUCUAGGGGGCUUGAGGCGGUCGCAUCAGCCUUGUGGGGCAGGGCUGUGUGUCAGGGGGUGGAUGAUCGGAUACGUUUCUUUGGGUUUUUUUGUUUUAAUCUUGCCGGAGAUCAAGCCCAGGGCCUGGCAGGCGUAGCUCUACACACCCCUGAUGCACUUACCUCAAGAUAGAAGCUUUCGAAGAAAUGUCAUUGUAAGUUGGAUAUUCGGAGGAAUUAAAAUGGUCGGGUUUGGAUUGGCCAAACGUUCGAAGAUUCCCUUAGUUGAUUGCUAAACCCAGAAUAAAGUAAUUUUAUGCAGUU